GCCGGGAGAUAUGAGAUAUGGGAUGUGUACAUGUGUGCCGGCCGGGACCGAGGAUGGCCGGCGAUUGAUAUUGAAUGUCGGGGUUGGGGAGGCGGGUGCGGUUUAUGCGGGCCGCGCGUCAUUGCGUGCGUCAUUGCGGGCGCUGUGGCUGGCGAGGGCGAGGGCGUUUUCUCGCGGAACGGAAAGACGGCGCGAAGUGGAUGUGAGGAAGGAGACAUGACCGCGGUGGUAUUAGAUGCGCGACGCCGACGCGAGGAAGCGGACGGAAAUGACAGGGCGCAUGCCUGGGCUGUCGAUGCAGUGUUUGCCGUUUACGUGCAGCGCAGCGACGGGAAGGGAAGGAAGCCCACGGGCGAGUUUGCACGCCUAUCGCGGGCGCUAGGCGGGCGUGGUCCCGAUGCGACUAUACGAGGACGUGGUGCAACGCACAAGCGGCGAGGCAGGGCGAUAGCGAGGCUGGCGCAGCGAUAA
Postia placenta MAD-698-R-SB12 is the source of this 471-nucleotide messenger RNA. RefSeq lists its product as hypothetical. Lineage: Eukaryota; Fungi; Basidiomycota; Agaricomycetes; Polyporales; Adustoporiaceae. The annotation marks the transcript as partial. The record is from RefSeq and is a predicted model, not a curated record. The transcript has 2 exons.